UUCAUCUGGACUCAUUUUCUAUAAAAUACCAGCACCUUGUUGUACUGCUUACUAGUUUGUACCAUGAAGCUCUGGAUCCAUCUCCCAGUUCUACUUCUCAUUAUAUACCAAGGACUUCAGGCUGAAGCAGGAGUACGUGGAUAUAUGCCAAAGUGGUGCUUACUUCCUCCGAAAUCUGGACCUUGUAAAGGCAGAAAGCUUCGAUGGCGUUAUGACAGCAACAUUUCUAAAUGUCGAGUAUUUCUCUAUGGAGGUUGCGAAGGCAAUGACAACAACUUUGAGACUGAAGGAAAAUGCAGGAAGAUCUGUAGAAAAUCCGGCCAUUGAGAAUACUCUGUUGUCUGGAAAAUACUCUGAAAAUAAAAGGCAUUUGUGAAUGAGAA
Molecule: messenger RNA, 383 nt
Organism: Erinaceus europaeus (western European hedgehog)
Lineage: Eukaryota; Metazoa; Chordata; Mammalia; Eulipotyphla; Erinaceidae
Product: hemolymph trypsin inhibitor B-like
Exons: 2
Coding region: 64-327 (87 amino acids)
Molecular function (GO): serine-type endopeptidase inhibitor activity
Source: RefSeq, a predicted model, not a curated record